This is a messenger RNA of Acytostelium subglobosum LB1, 990 nucleotides long. RefSeq lists its product as hypothetical. The transcript has 2 exons. The annotation marks the transcript as partial. Gene Ontology annotation, molecular function: protein binding. Gene Ontology annotation, biological process: protein homooligomerization. NCBI's taxonomy places the organism in Eukaryota, Evosea, Eumycetozoa, Acytosteliales, Acytosteliaceae. The record is from RefSeq and is a predicted model, not a curated record.
AUGAUGAGCGAUAAUAACAAUCAAAUGAAUAUUACUGCAACCUCUGCUGCAGGGGGCCAACCUGGUUCGACUGUAACAUCGACGACGAUGACUUUGCCAAAGAGUGAUGACCCACAACUUGGAGGCGGACUCGGACUACUACUGGGUCGUGCCGAUGGUGGCAGUCGAAGCAGUAGCAUCAGUAACAUAAUGGAUCGCGAUACACUAUCCUCGUCACGUGGCUCCGUCGACUUGAACGACAAGAUUCACAACCUACACCUGUUGAAAGAGCGCGAACACCGCAUCGUGCUCAACGUCGGCGGUCGCCGCUUCGAGACGUACAAGUCAACGUUUGCCAAUCACCCCACCACGCUGCUGGGCGUCAUGUUCAGCGAGCGCAACAGUCAUCUGCUGUGCCCCGACGCCAACGGCGAGUUCUUCUUUGAUCGCUCGCCGGCCCUGUUCGAGGCUGUCCUGGACUUUUAUCGCUCGUCGACGGGCGAAAUCGAGCCGCCACAGCCAUACACGUGGAAGCAGCUGCAGAAGGAGAUCGACUACUUCCAGCUGCCAGUGGCACCUCGCGACACGGCUGAGCCGGCUCUAGGCGAGAGACUGUUCCGGCUGUCCCUGGCACGCGCACGCCAGGACGUCGGCGCCACGCUGGACAAGAUCAAGCUGCACAUCAUCGACACGCUGUACAAGGCAGCCGAGCAGGGCAAGCAGGCCGAGAUCAUCCAGUUCAAGUCAACAUCGAGUGGCACCGAAGAGUUCUACUCAUUCGUAUCUAAUCUGCGUAACCGUGAACUACUAUUGCACGACCUCAUGAAUGACAACCUGGACGUGUCAUUCAGCGAGGAGUUUGGCAGCUUCUAUCACUCCUACCUCUUCCAGAUCACCUUUUGGACGCGCUACACUCGUAGCAAGAGUGGGGAUAUCCCGCCAGCGGAUCAAAUACUGAACGAGUUCAGACAGAAGAUCAAUCAGCUGUCCGAUAUACUGUAUAAUAAGAAG